This is a messenger RNA of Prunus armeniaca (apricot), 1848 nucleotides long. NCBI's taxonomy places the organism in Eukaryota, Viridiplantae, Streptophyta, Magnoliopsida, Rosales, Rosaceae. The record is from the annotation of a GenBank genome assembly.
AUGGUGUGGGCAAAGCGGAAGGACGUAGGGAGGGUGGUGAAAGGGGUGUCUCUAAUCGCCAACGAGUUUGUGAAACGAUCCCCGGCUUUCCAAAGCGCCAAGAAUGGGGAUUUGGAAGCCCUAAUCAAGAAUGCCAUCGUGUCGGCCACCGACCUUUCCGGCCUCACCAAAGGCACCCUCUCCCAAUUCACCAACGCCAUUAAUACUACUGCGACUACCAAUGGAAACGACAACAACAAAGCCCAAGAUUCCGUCGUAUACUUCGUACAUGAAGAAGCACCUUCUUCUCCUCCUUCUGCUCCUGCUCCUCCUCCUCCUCCGCAGCAGCGUAGGCAGCAGCAUGAACAAGAAGAACAUCAUCAACAUCAACAAGUGCAGCACGUUGAUCAACAACAAGUGGAGGUCCUUGAUUCGGCCAAGAAUGAGAAUUUGGCCCAACAACAGCCACAACCACAACCUCAGCAGCCAUUGCAGAGGCGGAAGCCCAGAGAGAGACGAGUUCCUUCCACCCCCUUCUCUAGAGCACUCGGGUUUGCUGGUCUUGGAGCUGGGCUUGCGUGGGGAACCAUUCAGGAGUCUACCAAGAGACUCGUUUAUGGUACGCAAAAUUCAUCAGACAAGCCUCUUCUUUCUCCUUUUUUGUCUCCCAAAAAUGCAGAACUUUUGGCUCUUGGACUCUGUAGAAUGCGUGGAGCUGCACUCAAAUUGGGACAGAUGUUGAGUAUACAGGACGAAUCCCUCGUCCCUGCUCCGAUCUUGGCUGCUCUGGAUAUUGUCCGUCAAGGUGCGGACGUCAUGCCCAGGAAACAGCUCAAUCAAGUUUUGGACGGUGAAUUUGGACCUGACUGGUCAUCAAAGCUUAUUAGUUUUGAUUAUGAACCUUUGGCUUCUGCAAGUAUAGGCCAGGUACACCGAGCUGUCACAAAGGACAGUAGGGAUGUUGCAAUGAAAAUUCAGUACCCUGGUGUUGCAGAUAGCAUUGAAAGUGACAUUGACAACGUGAAACUUCUUCUAGAUUAUACAAAUCUAAUCCCAAAGGGACUUUAUCUUGAAAGAGCGAUGAAGGUGGCAAAAGAAGAAUUAUCCCGUGAAUGCGACUAUCUGUUGGAGGCAGAAAAUCAAAAACGGUUUCAUGAUUUGCUAUCCAAUGCACAAGGGUUUUAUGUUCCAUUUGUAGUGGAUGAUAUCUCAAGCAAAAGAGUCUUAACGACAGAGCUUGUUUCUGGAGUACCUAUAGACAAAGUGGCAUUAUUAAACCAGGAAACUCGCAACUAUGUUGGCACAAAGUUGCUAGAGCUCACUUUGAAGGAGUUGUUUGUUUUCCGUUUCAUGCAGACUGAUCCUAAUUGGAGUAAUUUCUUGUACGACGAGGCUAAGAAAACAAUCAAUCUGAUUGACUUUGGAGCGGCUAGGGAUUACCCCAAGAGUUUUGUUGAUGACUAUCUAAGAAUGGUUCUUGCCUGUGCAAAUGAUGAUAGAGGUACAGUCAUUGAAAUGUCUAAGAGACUUGGAUUCCUCUCGGGAACGGAGUCAGAAAUAAUGUUAGAGGCUCAUGUCCAAGCCGGUUUUGUUGUGGGAUUGCCAUUUUCAAAGCCUGGUGGGUAUGACUUCCGCUCAUCCAAUAUCACUCAAAGCAUUUCAAACCUUGGGGCAACCAUGCUAAGGCACAGGGUCACUCCACCACCUGACGAGGCCUACAGCCUUCAUCGCAAGCUUUCAGGUGCCUUUUUGGCUUGCAUGAAGCUUGGGGCAGUUGUACCGUGUAGGGAACUCUUACUCGAAGUAUAUGAGCAUUAUCAGUUUGGCGAAGAAGGUGGCGAGACGUUGUCAAGUGGGUUGGGUGUUUAA